Hippocampus comes (tiger tail seahorse) is the source of this 595-nucleotide messenger RNA. Its product is annotated as transmembrane protein 138-like. NCBI's taxonomy places the organism in Eukaryota, Metazoa, Chordata, Actinopteri, Syngnathiformes, Syngnathidae. The record is from RefSeq and is a predicted model, not a curated record. Bases 281 to 595 code for a protein of 104 amino acids. The transcript has 3 exons. Gene Ontology annotation, cellular component: cilium.
GUGUUGCUUAUUCAGCUCAGCCUGCUCUCCUUCGACCUGUUUGUCAACUCAUUCAGUGAGCUACUUCGAGAUGAACAAGCUGUCCAACUGGUACUUUUUGUGUAAGUCCAACAGUGCAGUGAAACACACUGGAGAUGAUUCCAGAAAGAAAAUUGUUGUACCCAUCUGAUAAUGACAAAGCCCUUCCAUGUUAUAAAAUAUCUACUCCCUUCUUUCCUUGUCUUUCAUUUAUAGAAUUCAGGACAUUGCCAUCUUGUUCAACCUCAUCAUCAUUCUCUUGAUGCUGUUUAACACCUACGUGUUCCAGGUCGGCCUGGUAGCCAUAUUGUUGGAGAGAUUUAGAGCUUUGCUAAUGCUUUCUGCACUCUAUUUGACCUUCAGUGUAAUACUCCAUUCCUGGCUCAUGAAUCUGCGAUGGCUAAACACCAAACGAUUUAUUUGGACAGAUGGCCUUCAAGUGUUAUUUGUGUUCCAAAGAGCUGCAUCUGUGUUGUACUACUACUUCUACAAGAGGACCUCGGAGUGUUUGGGUGACCCUCGCCUGUAUGAGGAUUCAGCGUGGCUGCGAGAGGUCUUUGCACAGGUCAGGCAGUGA